AUGAGUGAGACUUUACCCACCACUCCAAAUAAUACUGCUCUAAAAACUAGAGAUUGUAAUGAUGAUACUUUACAGGCCAAUGCUGAAAAUAGGAAAUCCAUUUCUCCAUCUUUAUCUAGGGUAGAUGUGGCCAAUAAAAGGAAAUCUUUGUUGCAUACUGUAAUAAUACCUGAUCAUCCAUUAGCAGGUUCAACCCCAUCGGUACAACCUUCUAGUGAUCAUCUUCGUAGUCAUGGUAAAGAAGAUAUAAUGAUCAGUCCUUUAGGAGGUAAAACAAGGGUAAAGAAUGAAUCGAUAAAGGUGAAGAAUGAUGAUGAUAAAAUGAAAAAUAAUAGCAACGAUGAUAUCUUAAAAUUAUUGGCGGCCAAAGAGAUGAAGAUAAUGGAAAGAAAAUCUAAAAUCAUUCAUUUAAAUAAAUUAAUUCAAAUUGAAAAGAAAAAAUUCCAAUUGGAAAAAAUUGAAAUUGAUAAUUUGAAAAAAAAACUAACGACUAAUAUUAACCACUCCGUUUCAAUUGAAAUGACGGAUGAAGAGAAUAAUGCAAAUCAUUCAAUGUGGUCUAAAUCAUUAUCUUUAUUAAAUUCUAUGGAUAAAAGUCUCUUUGAUGACUUACCCACUUCAAAUAAUAUUAGACCCCGAAGUAUGGCAUCUAUUGGGAGUCAGACAGAUUUACAAUCUUCAUUUGAUGAAGAAGAUGAGGUUGAUGAUGAUGAUGAUGAUGAUAAUGAUGAUGAGUUAGAUAUUGGGAAAGCGGUAUCUAAUUCUCUUUGGAAUUUCGUUAAUGAUGUGAAAGCAGGACUUUUAGGAAUUGACGAAACGGAGGGGGAAGAUUCAUCAUCGAAAAAUAAUACUAAUAACAAGGGGCGCAAGUCAUCAUUAAAUCCAUCAUCGAAUGUUCGAAUAAGAAUAUCUAGUAGUUGUGAUGAUAUGAAAUUUAAUGCAACUCAAAAUAGUAAAAACCCUAAUGAUAUCUUAAGAAGUUCGGAAUUUAAACAAUUUAAAACUGCCGUUAGAGUAAAUUCUCCGAAUUUCAAACAAUUUUCUACCAGUAAUCCUAGUAGUAGUAGUGAAACUAAUAGUCGAUUAAGUAGUCGAAGAAAUAGUCGAAGAAAUAGUGAUAAUAAAUUGAAUUUUAGUUAA
Henningerozyma blattae CBS 6284 is the source of this 1140-nucleotide messenger RNA. It is a transcript of the gene TDA11, whose product is annotated as Tda11p. The transcript has a single exon. The record is from RefSeq and is a predicted model, not a curated record. Lineage: Eukaryota; Fungi; Ascomycota; Saccharomycetes; Saccharomycetales; Saccharomycetaceae. The coding region runs from base 1 to 1140 and encodes 379 amino acids.